ACUAUACCUAUGACUAAUUCUCCACUGACUGAUUUGUCAAUGGUGCGUUCCCUGACCCCGGAAGUUCACUUUUACGCCUUGGUGACGGUGUCUGGCUGAGUGUAGUUCAUCAUGGAAGGUUCAAGCCCUCUCUUCAUCUUGGUACUUGGUUUUGUGGUCAGCAUUCAUGCCUUGACCCCUACCCACUACCUGACUAGCUCUGAUAUCGAUAGACUGAGGGCAACAUUCAGUGAACCAUUUUCUGAUUUAGAGUCUGCCUUCUACUCUGUUGUGGGCUUGAGUAAGCUGGGAGCCAAAGUGACCGAUGAAGAGAGUGCUUGUAGUUUUGUGAAGGCCCAUCUUGAUCCAAACAGCGUGGAUUCUCUGUUUUAUGCUGCCCAGAUAAGUCAGACCCUCCCUGGCUGUGAGAUCCAGGCUUUGAUGACUGCAUCUCAUCUAUCCCAGCAGGCAGAUUUGAGUGGCAUUGUGGAGGAAAUUGAGGACUUGAUUGCCCGUAUGGAUGAUCUAGGUGGUAUUUACCUACAGUUUGAAGAGGGACUGGAGACUACAGCCUCGUUUAUUGCUGCAGCAUACAGACUUUCCGACCACGUUGGAACAGAGCCUGCAGUAAAGGAGGACCAGGUUAUCCAAAUGGUGAAUGCUGUCUUUAGCAAGAAGGUGUAUAGCUCUCUAGCAGAGGCCUUCAGUGUGGUGUGUGCUGCAGCUGCUCUCUCCCAAAAUCAAUACCAUGUCCCAGUUAUUGUAGCUUCCAGUGGCUCUGCUGCCGUUUCCCACAAGCAGCCAUUUCUAAAGUUACAUGUGACCAAUGUCUUGUCCCAGCCAUUGACCACAGCUACAGUCCAGCUGGAAUAUGCCAAAUCAGCAGUUUCCAAAACAACAGUUCUUCGACAGACACCUUUUUCACUCUCAGGUGAUAUUUUUGAACUAAACUUCAUGGAAGCUAGACCAGCCAGUGGGUACUAUGACUUCUCCAUCAGCGUAGAAGGAGAUGGCCACUUUGUGGGGAACCAAGUUGAGCUGAAGGUGAAGGUCUCCACUGAAGCUAGCGUCAACAAUGUGGACCUUUCUGUAGUAGACAAGGACCAGAGCAUUGCUCCAAAGACCACAAGGGUGAACUUUCCUUCAAAGGCCAAGGGAACCUUCACAGCAGAUAGCCACCAAAACUUUGCAUUGUUUUUCCAGUUGGUGGACGUGAAUACAGGAGCUCAGCUCACACCCCAUCAGACAUUUGUUCGUCUACAUAACCAGAAGACUGGACAGGAGGUGAUAUUUGUUGCCGAGCCAGACAGUAAAAAUGUUUACAAGUUUGAGUUGGAUGCUGCUGAAAGAAAGACAGAGUUUGACUCUGCAUCAGGUGUCUAUUCUCUGCACUUGAUUAUCGGUGAUGCAACUCUUGAAAAUCCUGUUCUCUGGAAUGUGGCUGACGUUGUGAUGAAGUUCCCAGAAGAAGAUGCACCAGCUCCAGUGCAGUCCAAGAAUUUAUUUGUCCCAAAGCUAGAGAUCAAUCAUCUCUUCAGAGAGCCAGAGAAGAGACCGCCUACUGUAGUAUCCAACACAUUCACUGCUCUGGUAGUUGCACCCCUGUUGCUGUUGCUUAUUCUGUGGAUUAAACUGGGUGCCAACAUCUCAAACUUCAGUUUUUCACCAAGUGCAGUUGUUUUUCAUGUAGGGCAUGCAGCUAUGCUGGGUCUGAUGUACGUAUACUGGACUCACCUUAAUAUGUUCCAAACCUUGAAGUACCUGACCAUCUUAGGCAGUAUUACAUUCCUUACAGGCAACAGGAUGUUAGCCCAUAAAGCAGUAAAAAGGAUUGCUGCAGAACAGAGCAGUAGAGUGGCAAAAUAUAGGACUCUCCGGUAAAAGGGGGGUCACUAUUAGUCGACCUUCCUGAAAACUGGCUAGAUGUCUACUGAAGAAAGACAAAAUGCAAAUACUUUGUUUUGUUUGUUUUUGGGUGGGAGGGAUAAAUUCACUUUUGGACGAGUGGGAGAAAAAUCUGUAUGAAAUGAUUUUUUGUAAAUGGAUAUUAUUUUAUUUUUAAUAAAUGCACUGAUGCAUGUGUUCUAGGAGCCAUCAGCAGACCUAAAUAUUUGAACCAGUUGUACAAACAGAGCAGUAAUAAGGGGUAGUGUUCAUUUAUACUGGAAGGAGUUGUGUAAUUUUUACAGCCACUUUGUUUUUACAAUAAAGUUGAGUUAAAGCCUA
Molecule: messenger RNA, 2205 nt
Organism: Protopterus annectens (West African lungfish)
Lineage: Eukaryota; Metazoa; Chordata; Ceratodontiformes; Protopteridae
Gene: RPN2
Product: ribophorin II
Biological process (GO): protein N-linked glycosylation
Cellular component (GO): oligosaccharyltransferase complex; membrane
Source: RefSeq, a predicted model, not a curated record